AUGUGUGUCGCCGAGCUCAACGUCUCUACCCUUCCUUGCCGCCACCGCUGGUACCACCUGCUGCGCCCAUGCACUGCUGGCACCAACCUCGCCAACUGCCCCAACAAGCUCGGCCUUGAGGGCUGGGAGACCAAGUGCAGCUUCUGCCCCUUCUGCUCUUCCUGGAGCCUCUCCACCACCGACUACCGUCUCGUUGGCAACGAUCGCAGCCCUUCCAUUGGCGGCCUGUCCCGCUCGCCUUCCCUCUCUCUCACAACCGCCCGCCGCGAUUCGCGCGCUGCCUCUCGCGCCGCCUCGCGCCGUGGCUCGCUGGCCCGCACCGACAGCUCCAGCAGCAUCUCUGGCAUGGUCUUCGCAGGCCACGUCGCAGAGAAGAACAAGGCCAUCAGCUCUCGCCUGGACGCCUACCUUGGUGUCCACCCCGAGCGCAAGGGCAGCAGGUCUGGCAGCGAGGCCUCGGACGAAGACGACCAACCCUCCAGCCCAUACGAGACGGACAUGAACAAGGUGGACGCUCAGACACAAGGCAGGAGGGACAGCACACUGUCCAAGGGCUGGAAGAAGAGCAAGAGGUUCAGCCGCGGUCUCUUCAAGUGA
Aplosporella prunicola CBS 121167 is the source of this 597-nucleotide messenger RNA. RefSeq lists its product as uncharacterized. NCBI's taxonomy places the organism in Eukaryota, Fungi, Ascomycota, Dothideomycetes, Botryosphaeriales, Aplosporellaceae. The record is from RefSeq and is a predicted model, not a curated record. The coding region runs from base 1 to 597 and encodes 198 amino acids. The transcript has a single exon.